Molecule: messenger RNA, 1871 nt
Organism: Phyllopteryx taeniolatus (common seadragon)
Lineage: Eukaryota; Metazoa; Chordata; Actinopteri; Syngnathiformes; Syngnathidae
Product: C-C chemokine receptor type 3-like
Exons: 2
Coding region: 1-1341 (446 amino acids)
Biological process (GO): chemotaxis; G protein-coupled receptor signaling pathway; immune response
Cellular component (GO): membrane
Molecular function (GO): chemokine receptor activity
Source: RefSeq, a predicted model, not a curated record
AUGUAUAUAUAUACUGUAAUUGUCUGUUGGGUGCAAAUGUCAUCAAGUUUGCAUUUGUUUCCAAUAAAUGAUGACUGUUCGGCAUCAUCCCGUGACGUUCUCAUGCGCAUAGCGGGCCCAAAUAAACUUGCUCAUUAUCUCCUGUGGGUGCAGGACUUCCUACUUUCAAAGUCCCAGUCUGCAGUCAUAGACUCAAGUGCUUUUUUGUGGUCUCCGUCCUGUAACCCUUCCAUGGAAAGCAGCAUUGGAGUCUCGGCAACCAUGGAGACAGAUGAAGACCAAUAUUCGCUCCUCUUAGAACUUCUCAAUAAGAACGAGACAUAUGACCCAAGCUAUGUGGUUAGUGAAAGUGUCAAACUCUGCAGGAAAUCAUCCGUCAACGAUUUUGGCUCAAAAUUCAACCCAGCUUUCUGCUAUGUCAACUUCCUCCUGAGUUACCUUGGUAACGGGCUCGUCCUGUACAUCAUUUAUAAGUAUGAGAAGCUGAACACGGUGACAAACAUUUUCCUGCUCAAUCUGGUCCUCUCCAACAUCCUUUUUGCCACCAGUCUCCCGUUCUGGGCAACAUAUCAUCUGUCUGAGUGGAUUUUUGGUAAUGUUUUGUGUAAGUUGGUCAGCAGCGCCUAUUUCAUUGGUUUCUACAGCUCCAUCCUUUUCCUCACACUCAUGACAUUCGAUCGAUACCUUGCAGUAGUGCACGCGGUGGCGGCUGCCAAGAGCCGAAAAAGGAGCUAUGCCAUCAUUUCCUCCGCAGCGGUUUGGUGCAUAAGUAUUCUAGCCAGUGUGAAAGAGCUGGUUUUCCAGAAUGUUUGGAAGAGUCUUUUCAACGGGCUGGUGUGCGAGGAAUCGGGAUACCACGACAGCACCAUGGCAUUUUGGCGUCUGGUCACUUACUAUCAACAAUUUCUGGUUUUCUUCCUCCUCCCACUGCUCAUGGUGACGUACUGCUACAUCAGAAUCACCGUCCGCAUCCUGUCCACCCGAAUGAAGGAGAAAUGUCGUGCCCUCAAGCUCAUAUUUGUCAUCAUCUUGACCUUCUUCGUCUGUUGGACCCCCUACAACGUCGUCAUCCUCCUCCUAGCCAUACAGAGUUCCAGUCCAGAUGUCGAGUGCGCCGACUCGGACAAGCUGGACUAUGCCUUGUUUGUGACCCGGAAUAUAGCCUACCUCUAUUGUUGCAUUAGUCCGAUGUUUUACACAUUUGUUGGUAAAAAGUUCCAGAGUCAUUUUAAAAGGCUGCUUGCUAAGAAAAUCCCAUGUCUGAGGAGACACAUAAGUCUCAGCAGCCACAGCACAAGAACCACAUCCCAGAAGACGCCGCAUUCUGAUCACGAGUACUAGAUAACCCCACAAAUGGUGGACAUGUCAAUAGAAAUUGGACCGGAACAAGGAUAAGCAAUGAACAUUUUCGAAAAAUAAAAAAAAUAAAGUCAAAUCUGCUGUUGUAGUUUCUCAUGUAGUGUGCUUUAACUGAUUUUUAUUUUUUUUUAAAUUGAUUUGAAAUGGUUUCUGUAUGUCUUUUGUAACUUGUUAAUCAUUUUAUUAUAUUGUACUGCAGUAAGCAAUGACUGGAAGUAAAAGCACUGGAGUCAUCGUUGUGCUUUCAUUUGAAAGGAUGCUGGCUUGAAUAUUAAAGCCCUCACCUGGACAAUCAUGUACACAAGGCAUCAUUGAAAGAAAAUGAAGCAUUUUUAUUGUUUUUAUUUUGUGUGUGUUUCUCGUAUAAAGUUUUGAAUACAGUACUCACUAUCUUGGCCUCUGAUGAAAAACAGUAUACAUGCAUAUUGCGCUGAAAAAUGUAUAACUUCUACAUGUAUAACAAAAAUCUGCGUAAAUUUCUUUUUUUUCAUUAAAAUUCUUGAGAAAUCCGA